Messenger RNA from Athalia rosae (coleseed sawfly), 1055 nucleotides. RefSeq names its product probable glutamate--tRNA ligase, mitochondrial. Gene Ontology annotation, biological process: glutamyl-tRNA aminoacylation. Bases 517 to 819 code for a protein of 100 amino acids. The record is from RefSeq and is a predicted model, not a curated record. Lineage: Eukaryota; Metazoa; Arthropoda; Insecta; Hymenoptera; Athaliidae. The transcript has 3 exons. Gene Ontology annotation, molecular function: glutamate-tRNA ligase activity; ATP binding.
UAUCAGAAAACGCUCCCAGGGCCAUGGAACGAUGCGGUAAUUGACAAAUCAAUUGGAAUAGGUGCAUCUUUAUGGUCUCUCUUGUUCAUCUUGACGUGUGUGGCUCCACGCGCAAAUGACGUUUGCAGGGCGUACAAGACACAAGGAGUGCCCCAAGCCCAACAGAUGAGCUUAGAAAAGAUUCACUGGCCAGUCGAGAGACGAGGAUCUGGGUUUUCUUCUUAACGAUGUGAUUCUCUUUGCUCCGAUGCCAUUUCCAGGUUACCUGCAUCUCGGAGGCCUCCAUACAGCUCUGUGCAACAUGGUGCAGCUAUAUAUCAGCUAUUCAAACCAAGGAAAUUAUAUUCUACGCUUAGAAGACACAGAUCAAACAGGACUCGUACCAGAUGCUGCCGGUAAACUCCAAGUGAGGCAAAGAGAAUCUUACUGCGACAGUUUCAAGGUACAAGAAACAUGUUUGGCUGGUGAUUCGACUCGGAGAGGAUAACUGGGUUCAUAAUAACGCCAAGUAUAUCUAUGGAGCAUGACUGUAGGUGCUACAGCAAGACGAGAGGGAUUUUUUUAUUUCGAAUACAAGAAUGCUCUAAUCAAAUGAUCGUAAACCAACUCAGAGAAGGAAACUCUGACGAUGAGGUUGUACUGAAGGAAGAAUUGCCACCGCUCCUUCAACUUGCAGAUUCGAUUCGCAAAAUCCUGAGUGGAGGAUGGUCAACCAAUUUCUGUGCGCUAUUUAUCCGGUAUCAGCCUUUUCUGACGAGCAUCUCCUUACCUAGAACAGAAAGUGUGCUUACACCUGCCAGUUUGAAAAUUGCAAAAUAAUUAUCAUACACAUGCAUAGCGUCGAAUAGUUGAUGUAUGCGAAUAAGUCUUUAUGCAAUGUAUUCAUAAGUUCUAUUCAUUUGAAUUACCGGGGCAAUAUUGUAUCAUUGAAAUGAACAUUAUACAUCUUGUGAAAGAUAUUGCAAAGCUUUUAAUAAUUAUUUGAAUAAUGUAUGUAUGCUGAAUGUAUUCCUUGCAUAACUCAUGAAUAAAUGACAGGCUAUUUUCAAACUGAA